Molecule: messenger RNA, 1842 nt
Organism: Pogonomyrmex barbatus (red harvester ant)
Lineage: Eukaryota; Metazoa; Arthropoda; Insecta; Hymenoptera; Formicidae
Product: transmembrane 7 superfamily member 3
Biological process (GO): negative regulation of programmed cell death
Cellular component (GO): plasma membrane
Source: RefSeq, a predicted model, not a curated record
CGAGCGCCACGAACGAGCACAAGCUCGUACAGCCAAGUGUCAAAUGACAGCUGUUGCGUCGUACCGAUUCUCCACACUGCGACGAAACGCCGGCUCGCAACGAAACAGCGAUUCGAGUAAAUACGUAUUACGCGGUGGGCGCCGACAUGAAACGACUUGUCACCCUUUUGUACGUUCUGUCGUUAUUCCUCGAUAACGUGACGACGGCGCUAGAAAAUGCGACUAUCGUACCAGUAUCUGAUAGUGUCGGAAUAAUAGUAUCUUUAUGGAACCAUCGCGAACAUGAUGUAUUUAAACAACGAAUAAAUUUAGCCCCAUUUAAUCGCUUAAACAUCACUGUGACGGAUGUUCCAUCAGAUAUUUGGUUUAUUGUUUUACAAAUUCAUACAUUUCAAUACAAUGCCACGUUAUCUUACGACAAAGCGUUGCUCGAUAAAGUAUCGAACAGAAGCUUAUUUGGAUCAAACAUUGGUUUGUACUUAAAAACAUAUGAUGUAACAGCCCCAAUACAGGUAUUUUUGAAGCAUAAUAACGUGCAUAAUCUCGAUGCGUUACUUGUGAUUGUCACAUACGGUCGAAAUGCGCCGAUACCGGGUGGAUGUAAUAUGGAAUUCGAUAUUGAGAUAGCACCGUAUCAAAAGUUACGUGUAGAAAACGAAAUGAUAAUAGUAGAUGCGCAACCAGCCUCGGUGCUCGCCUCUAAUGGGUCGCCGAUCCCUUGCGAAAAAGAUCUGGUACAACAUAAGAUGUAUCGUCUCUAUCUACCUAAGCAGGACUUUACCCCGGAAACAUACUUCGACGCGAUUGCAAAUAUGCUGACCACGCAAGACAUUUCGCGGAACGGCGAUGAGGUNNCAGCGAGUACUUUUAUGAGUUCGAUGAGGCGUAUCUAUAGUACGUACAUUGGCACAGGAUUUGUCUAUGUCACAAUUGCUACUUAAAAUUACUCCUCAGCUUAUGUUCCAAUUUUUACAUAUGCUUGCAACCCUUUAUUAUAUCCGGAAAGCUGUCAAGUUUUAAAUGACACGUUCGCAAAGGUGAUUUGCGCGUUGGUUCUAAUAACAGGUUGUUUGUCAAUUAUUAUAGGGCAUAAAUGCCCUGGUAUAGAUCAUUUAUUACCAAGUUGUAUAAUGAGUGGUAUCUUUGGAUAUAUUCUAGCAAUAAGUGUCAGUGAUCACAGCACUGCAAUUAACGUUCUGAUAGGUUUGACGUCUGCUAUACUUACUCUAUCUAUAUCAGCAUUGUUUACAAGUUUCUACAAAUUAAAUAUAUCAUUGCGCAAUUUAUCAUUGGCAUUCUUAUGCGCAUGCAUCACGUAUCUUUAUGCUCCAGUGUGGAUGUUUUAUAUUCUCCAGAGUAACUGGUUAUUCUGGCCAUUGUUUAUAAUCCUAAUACUUUUUAUAACUUUGAUUUUGACGAUGAUGCUUUAUCUCGCUGAAAUGAUUACAUGCGCGACUUUUGGGUCCUUUCUCAUAGUCAUCGUGAUCGAUUACUACACCGGAAGUAAUUUGAAAUAUAUUAUUAUUACUAUAAUCAGAAGGGUAACUAUACCCGAAUUUCACUUAGCAUUUGUAUAUCCACCAUUUCAAAGUGCAGAUUUAACUUUGAUAAUUGUUUGGAUUGUUUUAAUAAUAACACGAUUUAUUAUACAAGGAUGCACUCAUUUGUGUUGUGGAAAUAACUCCGUGAUAAAAUUUGAACAAAAUACUUCAGAAAGGACAUUUUUACGAUCUAACCGUUAUAAUAGCUAUUCUGGAAGACAAACAAAAUCUUACAAUCGUCGUCAACAUUAUUUUAAAUAUAACCGGCGAUGUUAUAUUUAAUAUAAAUGAUUUUGCAAAU